AUGUUUUUCCAGAGCUUAAAAUUAUUACCAGUGAUUUUAUUGACCUUUUAAUACUUUAAAGAAAAAGAACAAAGUUAUUUCAAAUAUCCUACUUUUUAAUUAUUGAUAUUUGAUAUAUUACCGUUACUCAUCUUCUGCUUACAAAUAGUCCUAUUCUAUAAGAAUUGGAUUGAUACGAAAAUAUGAUGAAUAUUAUUAUACUAAUUUGCUGUCAAUAUAUGUUUAUCAUUUUACCACAGAAAUAAUUGGAAUUUUAGAAAUUAAUGAACAAGAAUAAUAACUUGUAUAAAAAAGAAUACUGACUAUAAUGUUGAAUAUUUUGAUAAUAUAAUUUUAUAAUUAACAAUGGAAAUAAUAUGGAUUAUCCAAUUAAUAUUAACAGAAAUUUUCUUGUUGUGAUUUGAAUUAGAUUGGUAAUUAGUAUUUUACCUCGUAAUACCUGUGUUUAAAUUUAUUUAAGUUGUUAUUUAAUAUUAUGAAAGAAGGAAAAGGAAGAAUAGUUGAAUAUAAUAUAAAAAAGCAAAAAAAAUAGAAUUAGAGGGAAAAGAUAUGA
Paramecium sonneborni is the source of this 553-nucleotide messenger RNA. The record is from the annotation of a GenBank genome assembly. Lineage: Eukaryota; Ciliophora; Oligohymenophorea; Peniculida; Parameciidae.